Trifolium pratense (red clover) is the source of this 1323-nucleotide messenger RNA. RefSeq names its product mitochondrial uncoupling protein 5-like. Gene Ontology annotation, biological process: thiosulfate transport; succinate transmembrane transport; oxaloacetate transport. The transcript has a single exon. The record is from RefSeq and is a predicted model, not a curated record. Gene Ontology annotation, molecular function: malate transmembrane transporter activity; oxaloacetate transmembrane transporter activity; sulfate transmembrane transporter activity. Lineage: Eukaryota; Viridiplantae; Streptophyta; Magnoliopsida; Fabales; Fabaceae. The coding region runs from base 179 to 1144 and encodes 321 amino acids.
CUAUAAAUACCUCUUCCCUAGUUCCCUAACCUUCCUCAAGACUUGGAAGCGCCGGCGCGUUUUCUCCGCUUCCAAGUUCCAUUUCUUCCCCCAAACCUAAACACUCUCACUUUACACUAAUAAUCAAUGAAUUAAUUAACCUAAACCCACAUCAUUAACCAUCAUAAUCAUCAUCAUCAUGGGUGUGAAGGUUUUUCUUGAAUGUGGCAUUGCUUCCAUUGUUGCAGGAACCACAACUCACCCACUCGAUCUAAUCAAAGUUCGUAUGCAACUUCAAGGCCAAGAAAAAAACCUAAACCCUCUUCCCCACAAUCUUCGUCCAGCUUUCGCUUUUCAUCAUCAUCAUCAUCAUCAUUCUUCACCAAUCUUUCAACCUAAACCCUCUCUUUCAGGACCUAUUUCUAUAGGAAUCCGCAUUCUUCAAUCAGAAGGUGUAACAGCUCUUUUCUCCGGCGUAUCCGCUACCGUACUCCGUCAAACACUCUAUUCCACCACUCGUAUGGGUCUCUACGAUGUCCUCAAACAAAACUGGACUGAUCCAGAAAUUGGAACAAUGCCUGUUACUAAAAAGAUUGCUGCAGGUUUAAUCGCCGGUGGAAUUGGCGCCGCGGUUGGGAAUCCAGCCGAUGUCGCCAUGGUUCGUAUGCAAGCUGAUGGUAGACUUCCGGUGAGUCAGCGACGGAAUUAUAACGGCGUAUUUGAUGCUAUUAAGAGAAUGUCGAAAAAUGAAGGGAUUGGUUCUCUGUGGCGCGGUUCAGCGCUUACUGUGAACCGCGCCAUGAUUGUAACGGCUUCUCAGUUAGCUUCGUAUGAUCAGUUUAAGGAAAUGAUUUUGGAGAAAGAGUUGAUGAAGGAUGGAUUUUGGACACAUGUGGCCGCGAGUUUUGGGGCGGGUUUUGUGGCGGCUGUUGCUUCGAAUCCUAUUGAUGUUAUAAAGACUAGGGUUAUGACUAUGAAGGUGGAAUCUUGUGGAGAGGGUGUGCCUUAUAAAGGUGCAUUGGAUUGUGCUGUUAAAACUGUUCGUGCUGAAGGACCUAUGGCUCUUUAUAAGGGUUUUAUUCCUACAAUUUCAAGGCAGGGUCCUUUUACUGUUGUUCUUUUUGUCACACUUGAACAACUCAGGAAGCUGUUUAAGGAAUUUUGACUAAGAUGAUUAAAUAGAUUUUGAUUAGUGCGUAUGUUAAGCGAUUUUGAUGUUCACAAUGUUUUACACAUUACACUUAUACUAUCAUUAAACUUUUGAAAGACACUAUUUUCAUUCAUAAAUUUCAUCCUUAUGUUUUAAUAACAAUUUCGAACGAGAGAACCACCAAGGGACAAAAC